GGCGGCCCCUGGAACUCCAGGGUGUUCGGUACUGAAAGAUGUCGUGGCCUAUGUUGAAGUGUGGUCAUCCAAUGGAACAGAAAAUUAUUCAAAGACAUUUACAAACCAACUUAUAGACAUGGGGGCAAAGGUCUCAAAAACUUUUAACAAACAGGUAACUCAUGUUGUGUUCAAAGAUGGUUAUCAGAGCACUUGGGACAAAGCUCAGCAGAGAGAUGUAAAGCUUGUCUCAGUGCUAUGGGUUGAAAAAUGCAGGACAGCUGGAGUACACGUUGAUGAAUCAUUGUUCCCUGCAGCUAAUACUAAUGAACGUUUACCAAGUCUAAUUAAAAAAAAACGUAAGUGUAUGCAGCCCAAAGAUUUUAUUUUUAAGACACCAGUAAAUGACAAAAGAUGUCAGAAGAAAUUUGAGAAAAUGGCUGAAGAGCUACAAAGGCAAAAAACAACUCUAGGUAGUGAUGUACCUGUUCUUUUAUUUGAAUCUAAUGGUUCAUUAAUAUAUAGUCCCCCAAGUAACAGUAGUAGUCACCACAGCACAAUGGAGAAGAGAUUACAACAGAUAAAAGAGAAAAGCGAAAAUCUUCCUCCUACCCCCUCCCAAAUAAUCAUACACCCUCACGAUAAUCCACUCUCUGUGUGUAACUCUCCGUGUGAUGCAUCUUUGAACACUUCACAUGCUCCUUUGGGUUCAGAUGAAUCCUUUGCUGAUGGUUUACAUUCAUCUUUUGAUGCUCUUUGUGGAAACUCAGUUUGUGGAAAUCAAGAAAGGAAAUUGGGAGGAUCCAUUAAUGAAAUUAAAAGUGAUAUGUGUGUUUCUUCACUUGUACUGAAAGCAGAUUUUAUUAAUUCAUCAGCAUCUUCCAGUUACCUCAGCCAAUUAAGUCCUCAGAAAUUGAUGAGUAAUUUUUCCAAGAAAGAAAGAAAUUGGCAGAGACAUACUGUUGGUGAAAUAGUCACCCCUGAUAGACAGCAAGCUGAAGAGGUCCCUAGACAGACGUUUCAUGAGAAGUACAGUUUGUCUCCUACAUUAUCUUUGAAGAAAGGCCAACCUUUGGUACAUUCACCAAUUCCCAGGAGUUCCUCAGUAAAGAGAAAAAGAGCAUCAGAGGAUUUACAUUCAAUUCCAAAAGAAAAACUAAAAAGAAAGAGAUCUACCAGGAGAUCCAUCAUGGCAGGGCUGCAGCUGUGUCAGUUGGAAAGCAGCCUGCCGCUCACGACCAGAUCUGCAGCAGAGACUCUUGAUUACUGGGAGUCCUCCUACGAUGAUUAUUUUUCACCUGAUAAUCUUAAGGAAAGAAAUUCAGAGAGUCUUUCUCAGUCCCAGCCACCAUCAAGCCCUGCUCUUUUCAGCUGCAAAAGUCUUUCUAAGAGGGAGAGAACAAGCAUAUUAGAAAUGUCUGAUUUUUCCUGUCUUGGCAAAAAAACCACAUCGGCCAGUAUUACUGAUUUAAUAGCAAAACCCAGCUCCAAUCUGCAGAAAACUACAAAUGACGAAAAUGGUACAACUUCAAGUUGCACUACAUCUGAGGAAACAUCUAUCACUAAGGAAGCUCCAGUGUGUUACAGACAGGCUGGCCCACAGGGAGGAGACACCUGCCAAGGUGGACAUAGCUUUUCCUGUGCCACUGAUGACCCUGUUCAUCUAGACGGACCUCAUGGAGAUUUAACUUCUUUGAAAGAAAGGUAUAAUGAAAUGAAUGAAGUGGUUGAUAUAAAAAGCACACAGAAAGAGGGUGCCACGUCCAAAAUGUUGAACUCUUCUGAAGGUGAAGCACAAAAUAACUAUAGACUAUAUUUUGUACAUGACUGUAAUGUGGAAAAAUUUAUGGAAGAGAAAGAAGACUUAGCCUGAAGUUAUAGUGAAUAUAUAUGAAUCUCUUUUUCCAAGUAUCUUUAUUAAAUGAAUGUGUAAUACUGUAGCCAUAUUUUAAAUUUAUCACAACUUUUUUAUAAUUUAAAUUACUUCACCCUUUUAAAGAUUCUAUGUUGGGUAUUUUCCAAUGAUAAAUUCUUUAGGAAUAGAUGACUUGCCGCCCUGUGGAAUCUUUAGGCUUUAUUGGUCAAAUCUGUUGUUAGGAACACAUUUCUCCCAAGUUUUUCCCCCCUUAGAAAUCCAAAGAGUGAGUAAAACCUAGUAUGGAUAAUUGACUUGGAGUGAAUCCUUUGUCCUUGUCCCAUUUUAGCCUCUUACUAUAUAUUGUAUAUGUCUCACUACAACAUAAGUAUUGUAGAAAGAGGAAUACUAAUAGAAAGUUUAAAAAAAAAAAAGGCUGUUUAAAG
Molecule: messenger RNA, 2280 nt
Organism: Otolemur garnettii (small-eared galago)
Lineage: Eukaryota; Metazoa; Chordata; Mammalia; Primates; Galagidae
Gene: MCPH1
Product: microcephalin 1
Exons: 8
Coding region: 119-1852 (577 amino acids)
Biological process (GO): mitotic cell cycle; cerebral cortex development
Source: RefSeq, a predicted model, not a curated record